AAUAAAUGCAUCUAUGACUGUCCUGUUUCCGGUCCUUUAUCAUGAACAGCAAGCAAGCGCUACUUUUAGUUUAGAAAAAACUUCUCCAUUUGACGAUUUCCUUUGCCUAUAUUCAUUCACUUCCAUCUGUAACCAUGCCUCCUCCUCAUCGCCACCAUGAUCACCAGCAUACACACGGUGGUGCAACACCACCGAAACCAAACCAAAAGCUUCUUUCCUUGAUCCUCAAAACCAUAAUAAUGACUGCAAUAACCACCCUUUUUUUCCUAUUCCUUGGUAUUGCCGCCAUCCUCCUCCUCAUUGCCACCGCCGCACUCCACCGCCACUCGAAUCCAUCCUCCAAUUCCUCAAAUGGGUUGUCUCUCAAAGAUUUAAAGAAGCUCCCAAUAUUCAGAUUUUCGACUCAGACAAGACCUGAAACGGGUGCUAAUCAAACUUCAUGUGUGGUUUGUCUUGAAGAGAUAAAGCAAGGACAGUGGGGUAGAAACCUUGUUGGAUGUGGUCAUGUGUUUCACAGGAAAUGUGUGGAUGCUUGGCUUGUCAAGGUUUCUGCGUGCCCUAUUUGCAGGACACAAGUUGAAUUGGUUCAUGGAGUAAAAGAUAGUCCAUUAUGGGACUUUGAUUGGACAAAUGAAUUGAGGGUUUGGUAGAUUUUUCCUAUCCUUUUCUAAUUGUGACCAAGGGCGGAUUCUGGUUUCCAAAGUGGUUGCGUUGUUCUGGAUACAUCAAUCACUCCUUCACCCAUUCUAUCAUGCCCCGUAAGCGCAAGCAAUUCGGCAGAACGCUACGCUUGGAACGAUGGAUUUGAAACAGUUUCUUGGAAAUGGGUUUUGUAAGAGAGUCUGUCAACUGAUCAACCAAGUAAACAUGAGAAACUCGUAUUAGACAUUUAGCAACUGGAUCAUGAAUAAAGUAGCAAAGUUUUUCAUACGAAAGUGGAAAAUUAAAUUUGGAUAGAGAUAUGUAGCCCCAACGUUGUCACAGUAUACUGUCGGGGUUGAGGAUAAUGUAACACCAAAUUCUCUAACAGGUCAGGUUAGAUGAGUAACUUUGAUAGUAACAGAUGCAAUGACAUGAUAUCCAGCUUCCAUUGAAGACUAAGCAAUGGCAGGUUAUUUCUUUCAACAAGAAGGAUGACAUAAGCAGAGGUGGACGUUGUAUCAUCAAUAUUACCAGCCCAAUCUACAUCAGCAAAGACAAAGGGAGAUGUAGAUAGUUGUUGAUUCAAAAACAAUCCAGAAUCAACACUACCUUUAAGAUGUAGUAGUAUUCUUUUGACAGCAAUCUAAUGAAGGUCGGAUG
Molecule: messenger RNA, 1302 nt
Organism: Populus euphratica (Euphrates poplar)
Lineage: Eukaryota; Viridiplantae; Streptophyta; Magnoliopsida; Malpighiales; Salicaceae
Product: RING-H2 finger protein ATL56-like
Exons: 2
Coding region: 135-650 (171 amino acids)
Source: RefSeq, a predicted model, not a curated record